Centropristis striata (black sea bass) is the source of this 2118-nucleotide messenger RNA. RefSeq names its product pdgfa associated protein 1a (gene pdap1a). Bases 170 to 655 code for a protein of 161 amino acids. The record is from RefSeq and is a predicted model, not a curated record. Gene Ontology annotation, molecular function: RNA binding. The transcript has 6 exons. NCBI's taxonomy places the organism in Eukaryota, Metazoa, Chordata, Actinopteri, Perciformes, Serranidae. Gene Ontology annotation, cellular component: cytosol.
UCUUGCUUUGAUGCAACGUUUCGACGUUUGUGCUUCCGACAGCGGGACAGACCAAGUAGUUUCUAGCCUUUUAUUUCAGCACUUUAAACCGCCGGCUUCGCCUGUACAGCUGUCACAUUAUUCUGCGACACAGUAGCGGACUUUAUCUGUAUCACAUUCACCUUUAAUCAUGCCUCGGGGCGGGAAAAGGGGCCACAAGGGCAGAGGGAAGCAAUUCAGCAACCCAGAGGAGAUUGACCGACAGAUGAAAGCGCAGAAAGAGUUUGAAGAAAGUCCUGGUGCAGAGAAGGGGAGCUCUGCAGAGUCUGAUGAAGAGAGCAGCAGCGAUGAUGAAUCUGACUCCAGAAAGAGGAGUGGAGUGGAGGGGCUUAUAGAGAUUGAGAAUCCUAACCGCGUGUCUCAGAAAAGCAAGAAGGUGGCUGAGCUCGACGUCACGGCUCCCAGAGAGCUGUCUCGCAGGGAAAGAGAGGAGAUCGAGAAGCAGAAAUCAAAGGAACGCUACAUGAAGCUCCACCUGGAGGGGAAGACUGAGCAGGCCAGGGCUGACCUGGCCCGGCUGGCCAUCAUCAAGAAACAGAGGGAGGACGCCGCAAAGAAGAGAGACGAACUCAGGAAAGCGGAGAAAGAGGCCGAGGAAGCCAAAUCAAAGCGCUAGUCCUCCACACGAAAGCUUCAACAUGCACUUCAGUCUCAGAGGGAUGGAGAGAGAGAGAAGGAGACCUGGAGGAGGAGAACGGGGAGGGGGACCAAUACGAACGGCAUCAGAUCAGGGGCGCUCCUGAACUCCUGCCCUUCAUUUCAAAUCAGAGGGGCGUGGAUCUUCCAUCACAGCGAGGUCAGGACUGGAAUCAAAAAAUGCGCGGAUCAAAGCGAGCUGAAGAGGAAUGCAACAUUUGGGAUGCCUCUAGUUUUCUUCCCCGAGAGGAGACGAUGGCGGGUUUUCCAAGUGCUCCACUGUCUCUUUACUCUUCCCCACCUGGCAGGGUUUUAAUUCUGAAGCUGCUGAAGUUCUUUCCAUUCCUUUCGAUUCAUACACUUUUACAAGGUCACCUAAUACAAGUUUACUUAAUGACUGGACAGGUAUUACAGUGAGCAUGCAUGGGGAUAUCUUUGGUGCUUUACUUUUCCUUCCAUCUCGCCUGUUUUUGUAAGAAAUUAAAUCGGUGACCGAUGGGGGAAAAAGAACACUAUUCAGAGGAUAAAUUGAUAUAUAGGAAUUAUACAAUGUAGUCUUAGCAUUUGUGGAUAUAUUGCACAAGACAUUGGUAUAAUUUUCUAAAGAUUUAAUGGGUUUUUUUCUCCAUCAUCCAAACAUGACAAAUAUUAUUUCCUCACCAGCUUUUUUUUUUUGAUCCCGUUUUUUUUUUAAAUUGGAAAUUCACAUAUUGAAGAAUUAGCUGCAGUAGAACUGAUUUAGUUAAUUUUUUUUUCUUUUUCAUGCAUCUUUGCCCCAAAACGUACACUUUGCUCGCUUGAAUCAUCUUAUUGCUGUCAGUUCAAAAGUGUUUCAGGAUGUGUUUUGUAAUCCUUUGCUCAAAAGCACCUGGAAUAUUACUUGAAUUGCCCAUAAUAAGCAUUUUUAAGUUGUCGAACACCAGUGCUGGAAGGCUUCGUGUCAAACCACCUCAGUAACUGUGGCCUCACUCUGUUUCUGAUGGGCUCCUCUGUGGUUCUAUAGGAGGGAUUGUGUCUUUUGUUGCCUUUACAAAGUUUACACAAGACCAGUUCACUGUCUUUCUCCUGUAAUUAAAGUCCUACAAAGAACCUACACUGAGUUAGUUUAUUAGGGUACACUUAGAAUCUGAUAUAAACCUUUUACAUCACCAUUAAUAACCACAGACGGCGUAAACAUGAUAAACUUCACAGACGCUUUACUGCAGGGAGGUUGUAUUGUUUUGACUGCACAGGUGUAUGUGAUAAACUCAGUAUGUGGGGGAUUUGAAAAUGCCUUGAUCAGGAAACACAGUACUCCCUAUAGCAUGGCCAUAGCUUCAAGAACAAACAGUUGAAACCACAACGUAUGAGAAAUGUAGCCACAGCCUAAAAAAAAAGAAUUCCUCAAGUUAUCCAUCGUGUAUUUGAAGUCAUUUUUAAAAAAUAAAUUCAUUAAUAGAUAAA